This is a messenger RNA of Ceratosolen solmsi marchali, 1268 nucleotides long. RefSeq names its product mediator of RNA polymerase II transcription subunit 2-like. Bases 55 to 1242 code for a protein of 395 amino acids. NCBI's taxonomy places the organism in Eukaryota, Metazoa, Arthropoda, Insecta, Hymenoptera, Agaonidae. The record is from RefSeq and is a predicted model, not a curated record. The transcript is spliced from 3 exons.
AAUAUAUCAAAGAGUAGGAAGGAUAGCAAUGAAGUUAAAUUGAAUAAGCAAAACAUGUCGGAGACUAUGAAAAUUCAUUCCUCAAAUGCAUGUUCCAAAGAUCACAAGUCUCGAGAAAGGGCUUCAAUUGAAAAAUAUGAGAAAAAGCUCAUGACACUUCGGGUUCCGAAGAUUUCGGCCACUCAAAAAUAUAUUUACAUUUUUGGCGAUGUAGAAUGCAACCUAGUCAGUGCCCAAAAAAAUUCAGAUAAUUACGUUGACGGUAAAAAAUUGUUUAAAGUAAUAAGUAAAAUUUUAUUUCAAUUUCCAAAAAAGUCUGGUCAGAAUCAAUUUAAAAGUAAAAAAAUGAAAACAAAUUUUUUGAAACGUCAAGAAAGUUUUAUAGCCAAAGAUUUGCAGUUAUUGGAUAUUGAAAAACAGUUGAAAAAUAUUCAAUCACAAAAACAGGCAAUUAACAAAUUAAUUUAUAAAGAUUUGAAAACUAUAAAGUAUAAUUGGCAAGAUGUGAAAAAUAAGGCAAAUUUAAAAAAUAAGAGUUACAGCAAUUUUUCAUAUGUCAAAAAAUUGUGUGAUACGCUUGAUAAGACAAGUCUGCAGGUCGAUUCUCUUUGUCGCUCUUUUACCGAAUUUGAUCAAUCAAACAUUAAUAGAUUUGACAGCUUAAAUGCAAUUAGUAAAGCAAAUAAUACUUUUGAAUUGACAUACGAUAAAGGUGAUAGUAGCAAUAUAACUCAAAAUAAAAAUUAUAACGAGCCGUUACACAUAUUUUCUAAUAAUAUUGAAAAUAAUGAAAUGAAGCAGUACGUAAAGGACAGCUAUAGUAAUUUAAAAGUAAUAAAGGAUAAUGAAAUAAUUAAAAAUCGUUUGGUAAAUUAUGCAUCAAACAUUAAAAACAAGUAUAAUGAACAAAUGGAAAAGAUGAGCUCCAAUCCUGAAAAUAAAAUCAAAAUGGUAGUUAAUAUAAAUGAUUGUCCGAGUAUACAAGAUAACAAUGCUACGAAUAAUAGUAAACAACUAUUAAAUGGACCAAACAAUGAGGGCCAAUUAAGUAACAAGGACAAAUGUAUGAGAACCGAUAAUUCAGAAUGCCUUCAACCGAUAAAAAAGAUUUGUAAUGCCUCGAAUCAGGCUGAUACAGCUACUACAGCUAAUUUUAUGAAUAAAUAUCCAGUUUAUAUCCAUAGUAUACUUCCUAAAAUAUUCAACUCGAAAUAUUUGAGAAAAUCAUGUGGUUUUGAUUAAUAAAGUAUGCUGUAUAUAUAUUUACU